This is a messenger RNA of Conger conger (European conger), 2554 nucleotides long. Its product is annotated as MICOS complex subunit Mic27-like. The record is from RefSeq and is a predicted model, not a curated record. The transcript has 10 exons. Lineage: Eukaryota; Metazoa; Chordata; Actinopteri; Anguilliformes; Congridae. Gene Ontology annotation, biological process: cristae formation. Gene Ontology annotation, cellular component: MICOS complex. The coding region runs from base 57 to 1535 and encodes 492 amino acids.
AAGGAAUUCAGUCCUUCUUUCCUAUCCGUAGCUGAAGAGUGGUGGGAGGGGCGGUCAUGGCUUCCAAGACAGCAAAGUUGGCAGCACUACCAGCUCUUCUGGGAUUUGCCUCUGUUCGAGUGUAUGCCAUAAGUGAAGCAAAAACAGAGGAGCCACUAUCUCCUCAAGAGCUCUCAGUAUACGCACCCCUGCCGCCGCAGCUUCGAUAUGUGGAGGAGGAUGCUGGUCUGCUGCAGAGCGGGCUGGGCGUGGUGCGGGUGGGGCUGCUCCCCUACAUCAGGGCCAUAAAGAAAGCCUGUGUUACCAUCAAAGUAGGAGCUGUGAAUCUGUACCAUGCUGGACACGAUACUUACGAGUACCUGAAAGACCCACCACCAGGUUUUCUUCCCAGGGUUAGUGUGAUCACCGUUUCAGGAUUAGCUGGCCUGAUUCUAGCAAGAAAAGGAACCCGUUUGAAGAGGGUGGGUGUGCCUCUGGGACUGGCUACUGUGGGGACGGCUGUGUGUUAUCCUGUUCAAACGGUGGGGGUACUGAAGCUGACAGGGAAGCAGGCAUAUGCAGCCACACAGUGGGCCAGCUCUUCAGUGACCUCUCUAUGGAAACCAAGUCCUGCCAAAGAAGUCAUCAUUCCCUCAGCAAGCCCUGAGGCGAUUCCUGUGCCAAGCCCUGAACCCGAAGUGCCAGCAACGAAGCCUGUUCCUGAAGCUGAACCAGCCCCACCUCCUGCAGACGAGCCUACCCUGUCACCCCAUCCCCCUGAUGAAACUCCCACUAUUCCUGCUCCAGAGGGGGAUACUGUUCCUCCACCUCCUGAGUCUGCCCUACCCGAGGAAGCGGCACCAGUCCCAACCCCGGAGGUCCAGCCAUCUCCCGACCCAGAACCAAGUCCUGAACUGGCAUCUCCAGAGCCUCUUGCGGAGCCCCCAGUGGAAUCCUCUCCUCCUCCGGAGCCCCCAGUGGAAACCCCUACUCCUGUGGAGCCCCCAGUGGAAACCCCUACUCCUGUGGAGCCCCCAGUGGAAACCCCUACUCCUGUGGAGCCCCCAGUGGAAACCCCUGCUCCUGUGGAGCCCUCAGUGGAAACCUCCUCUCCUGCGGAAACCCCAGUGGAACCCUCCUCUCCUCCUCCUGAGCCCCCAGUAGAAACCUCAGCUCCUGCCGAGCCCCCAGUGGAGCCCCCAGUGGAAACCGCCCCUCCUGCAGAGCUCCCUUUGGAAACCCCCACAGAGCAAAAUGUUCCUCCCACUGACCCGCUUCUGGUGCCUGCUCCCCCUCCCUCAGUGGAGGAGCCUGCUCUACAGGCCCCUCUCCCCGUAGAGGAGACCGCUCCGCUGCUUGCCGCUUCUGACCCUGCCCCCGCUUCAGCUCCAGUAGAGCAGCCUGCUUCCCCACCCUCUGAGGCUGACCCUGCUCCCUUGGAGCCUGCUGCUGAUACAGAGGUUGCAGAGAAGCCUCGGUUUGCCCCAGACCCGAAGCUGCUGGAUCACGGCCAGUCCAGCCCGGAGGACGCUGACCUGUACAGCACUCGCAGCUGAGUGGCGCUGGAGUGGCGCUGGAGUGGGGUGGGGUGGGGUGGGGUUGGACGUAUGGUGGUGGCUGUAGGUACACUAUCAUGGGAUUUGGGUCUGUCACACAGCAGUGUGGUGUAUGGGUAUGCGACAGGCACUUUGGUGUUCAAACCUUGCGCUUUAUCCUGGGAACAGCUCAUGCGCUCCUUGUGACUUUAAUUCCUGAGCUGGCCGCAUUUGACAAACUCUUUAGCCCACAGAUCACUGCCUUGCAGUCAAACUGGAACAUCGUCUUCCCCAGAGUCAGCACUCUGCACUGGGGAAGCCAUCCAGAACCAUCCAGUCGCCUGGGUAACUGGUCUGGUCUGUCUUCAUCGACAAAUUCUUGCAAUCAUCUCAACGUGGCCACACUUCACAGAGCAGGCCGCAAGCCUCGUCGCCAAACCACUUUUCUGUGAGAAUUUCAAUACACUGUCAGGAAGUUUAUCAAUGAUCUAUGCAAUACAUUUCCUCUUGAUUAUGAUUACAGCUGUUUUUUUUUUAUUUUUUAUGUAAGCUCUUUUUCCAAUUGGGGAGAGAGUGGGGAAUCAACUGUGAUGAUCACAGGAAGCCAGAGGUAAGAGGAAAUUAGGAUAUGCUGGUUUCCCUGUGUCUGGGGCUGGAAGAAGGGGUCUGUCUAUUUUCUAUGACGAGGGCAAACGGAGUCUCUGUGGAUGGGGCAAGGGGCAGUGUGGGUUUAUACCUGCGGUCUGAUCUACAUGCACGAACAAACUGACUUCAGUUCUUCUACUUAACACUCAACCACCCUUGGUAAUCUGUAGUGUACAAAUGAUAGGCCAAAAUGUCCUUUCAAGCAUUUGUCUUGUGCAUUUGUCAUUGUGUGAAUUUUAAUUUAUAUUUACCUAACAGAAAUGCACUUGAAUUCGUCCAUAGUUGUUCAGCGUGAUUUGAAUUUGGUAUUCAAAUGGUUCUUAAAUUUUGUUGAGUUUCUUUGUGAUGUCCUUAAAGGCCAAAUGGUAUAGUGAAUAAAGCAAUCUUUCAAAUGU